Molecule: messenger RNA, 627 nt
Organism: Lycium ferocissimum
Lineage: Eukaryota; Viridiplantae; Streptophyta; Magnoliopsida; Solanales; Solanaceae
Exons: 1
Coding region: 1-627 (208 amino acids)
Source: RefSeq, a predicted model, not a curated record
AUGGAGAUAGAAAUAACAAAUAAUUUCAUUGAUUUAUCAGAGAUAGAAGAAGAAGGCUUCAACUGCACAGAAUCAAAAAUAGUAUUGGCAAUUUGGGUCCAAGGCAAUGAAGGUAUUUCCAAGGCUGCCAUACAUCAUUUUGAACAUAUGUUCAAUCUCAACCACAAUUUUACUGAUCAUAACAUCCUUAAUGUGAUCCCUGAAUGUAUCAAUCAUAAUGAUAAUGUUUCUCUCACUACCAUUCCUGAUUUAGAGGAGAUAAAGAAUGUUGUAUUCAAUAUGAGCCCUUCAAGUGCUGCUGGCCCUGAUGGAUACAAUGGCAACUUUUUAAAAAAAUGUUGGAAUAUCAUUCAAGAGGAUAUCAAAAACACGGUUCAUGCCUUCUUCAAUGGAAAGAAUUUGACCAAGUUCUACUCACAUACUUGUUUGGUUCUGAUUCCCAAGGUAGAGUCUCCUUCUAACUUUGGAGAUCUAAGACAAAUUAGUCUUAGUAACUUCACAGCUAAGAUCAUCUCUAAGAUCCUUUCAAUUAGGCUGAAUCAUUUACUAGAUAAGAUUAUCUUUGAAAAUCAAUCUGGCUUUGUCAAAGGCAGACUCAUCACUGAAAAUGUUCUUCUAGCACAAUAA